Molecule: messenger RNA, 933 nt
Organism: Fraxinus pennsylvanica
Lineage: Eukaryota; Viridiplantae; Streptophyta; Magnoliopsida; Lamiales; Oleaceae
Source: the annotation of a GenBank genome assembly
AUGGUUUUUUUCAUCUGUGUUCUCUUCAUCAUCCUCUCAGUGGGUGUUCGUUGGACACCUUAUUUUUCAUCUAUUUCCAUAUUUCCAUCACCAAAUGGUGCAUCUUCUAAUUAUCGCAUUUCAUGCGUUGAUAUCCUCCAUAGCAUCGUGUACAAAGAUAGACCUGAAUGUGUAGGUUGUACAAAAUCUUGGUCAUGGAUGCAGUCGAGUCCAGUAGCCAAAUGUGAGUUCAAGAAGUUGGAACAACCCGAUGCCUCGGUUAUGCUAAACCGGUCAUGGGUUGUUUUUGCCGGGGAUUCUCAAACCAGGUUAGGGAUGCUAUCUAUGUUAAAGUUGGUUGAGGUGCCGGAGAGAGUACGGAUAGUUAAAGAGCAAUUGAAAAAGUUGAAAACAGAUUAUUCAACAUAUAUUGAUUCGAUUGGAAUGAAGUUGGAUUUUAAGUGGAAACCAUAUGCUAGAAGGUUGACAAAGUUAAUGCUGGAGUUCAAGAAAAACGAAAAAUACCCAGAUAUUAUAGUGAUGGGAGCAGGGUUGUGGGAUAUGUUGUACGAGAAUAAUGCGUCGGAUUACGAUGUUUCAUUGAGGAGUUUAAGGAAUUCUUUGCAGGAUUUGAAUAGCAAAGAUGGGAAGGUGCCACAUUUAUUCUGGCUUGCAAUGCCAACGUUGAUAAACUCGAAAUUGACAUCAGAAGAUAAGAGGCACAACUUAACGGAACCAAGGCGCAUUAGAUACGAUAACAAGGUUAAUGAAAGUAAGAUUUUAAACAAGUUUGGAGGGCCACUUCUGAAACUGGAUAUCCAUUAUUUGAGUGAGCUAUGUGGACCUCAGUGUACAAAAGACGGACUGCAUUAUGAUGAUGUUGUUUAUGACAUUGCUGUUCAAAUCAUGCUCAAUGCUGUGCUCAUUGAAUCUACUCACAAGCCACCUUUCUGA